Molecule: messenger RNA, 768 nt
Organism: Elaeis guineensis (African oil palm)
Lineage: Eukaryota; Viridiplantae; Streptophyta; Magnoliopsida; Arecales; Arecaceae
Product: NDR1/HIN1-like protein 26
Biological process (GO): defense response to other organism
Cellular component (GO): plasmodesma; plasma membrane
Source: RefSeq, a predicted model, not a curated record
GCCAUGUCGUCCGCGUUCCAGCCACCGCUCCAGACCCAAACCCGGUCCCACCCCCACCCCCGCCGGUCCCGGUUACUUGUCCGGGAGAGCCUCAUGACCCGGUUCGCCAUGUGCCUCUGCUCCGUUCUCCUCUUCGUCCUCCUCGUCGGCGGCCUCAUCGUCUUCAUCCUCUGGCUCAGCCUCCGGCCCCACCGCCCCCGCUUCUAUCUCUCCUCCUUCUCCGCUCCCGCCGUCGCACAGCCGUCGGCUGGCCUCCUCAACUCGCCCAUCUCCUUCAACGUCAGAGACCGCAACUCCAACCGAAAGAUCGGCAUCUACUACGACGUCGUCUACGGCUCGGUCUACUACAGGGACCAGGUGGUCGCGUCCGGUCCGCUCCUGAACCCGUUCUUCCAGCCGCCCAAGAACACGACGCUGGUCCUCGGGGACCUCACCGGGACGGCGCCGGCGGCGGGGGACGCGCUGGCGGCCCGGAUAUCGAGUGACGCGGUGGCUGGCCGGGUCCAGUUCCGGCUCGAGUUGAAAUCUGUCAUCCGGUUCCAGGUGAAGGCCUGGGACACGCGCCACCAUACCUUGCACGUGGAGUGCGACAUGGCGGUGGGUUCCGAUGGAGACCUCUUGGCUAGCUACAGGAACGAGAGGUGCUCCAUCUACUUCUAGUGUUAACAUUAUAUACCCAGCAUAUGUGAUCAUCUCGCUCGCGACUUCGCUAUCUCACGUUUCUUUUUUUCUUUUCCUUUUUGCGUAAAACUAUCUCAGGUUUCUUCU